UUAACUCUACACAUAUAAGGAAGAACUUAUGGAAGGACAUAAUUACUCAAAAUUUCAUUAUUAUUUAUUUUGAUGGUACUUUAUCAUGCGUAGAUAUUACAAAAUUUUAAUAACGAUACGGUAUGGUACGGUUUAAAAAGCCAUAAUGCCACAAUACAGAUAAAGAAGUCGUCAAUCAAUUGUUGGCAAAUCAAGGUCAACAAACCUCUGAGCUAAAUACGACGCUGUAUCCACCAGCAACCGCCUCAGCCGUACAAUGGCCGAGAAAAAGUCCUAAAUCGUAGGGUGUAAUUAAGGCGGCCACCCACCGCAGCGACCUCGAGGCUGAGGCCUUGACCGACAGCCCUAAUGAGUUCACAGACGGAGAGGCCUAACCAGUGACACUGGAACUGCACCUUAACGACCCGCGAUCGACUUCAAGAGAGCGAUCUGAAAAAGCUGAAAACUCGUCUCCAGAAAAAGAAUUUGUAUACAAUUGAAUAUUUGACGACGUCUGGGGUUCUGAAAAGUUUCUACCUAAAGCGGACGCCAUAUUGUUGCAUUGCAUUUCUCAUGCAAUGCCCCGAAAAUCAAACAACAAAAGGAAAAUACCGACAAGCCGGUUACUAAAGUUUUUUACUUCAUUUCAGCGACUGGCACGGAGCGCUGCGGCCAGACGCGGUACGUCGUAUGUUGCUACAACGCUAAACUUAAAACCCGCGUACGUAAAAGGCUUAAGUUUCACAAAACAGGUUUUCUUUAAAGACAUUCUGUUUUUCAAUGCAAAAGCUCGAACACGAGAGCUCCGCCUACACUUGAUUUAAAAUUAGAACUCUUGCGUGACAAACGCCGGUAACUUCAAAUUAUUAUGCUCAAAAGUUAAACUUUAUUCACGAGCGAUAGAGCACAUUAUUCCGCGGUAGUUUAUCUGCCGUAAGGUGGGUUGCUCCGUAAAUGCUAUUGGCCGAAUCAUGCAACGUGAAACAAACAAGAAACACGAGAGCGAAAGAGACGGCGCGACAAUAAGCUCAGUGCUACAUGUUUUAACUCACGACCGUGUCACUAAAAAUACGAAUUUUAUUCCUUUAAGACGUUAGAAGACAAAAAUUCAAAUUAAGUGUUUUUAGAAAUAAAAUAACACUAACACUAAAUCAAUUCGAUCUUUUAAAACUAGAAUUCUAAAACGUCAACGACAGAGAUAAAGCAUUGAUAUCUAGCUGAGUGAGAAGAGUAGAGACGAUAUAGUAAGCGAACGUUCCGCUUGGUUUCCCAAACGUAACGUCCAAGGGGUGUGCUUGCGUUACUGAUCUUAACGCACCAUGAUAGAGAUGAAUAUGAGUUUUUUGGUUUAGUGCGUUGCACCGUUUUGGUUGCUCGCGGGAGGAUCGGUGGGCAUGGCGGGCCGAAAGCGGUGACGAUUCGUUUAGUAGACAGUUGACAGUCGGCACGCCACACUGACAUUCUGAUACUACUGAUAACAAUUUUCUAUAGAUGAAUAUUUUUUGCUGAUAUUCCCGUAUGGUGGCGUUUGGAUACACGACAUUGAACUCAGUGGAUUUGUUACGAGGAAGUGUUUAUAGUGAAGUGUUGUGAUAGUUACAAUGACUGUAAAGAAGUUGUGUUGACUGUACGUCAGUGUAAAACUGAAAUUAAAUUGAAAAAUAUAAUGACGCUGCUGUUGGAAGUAAGCAAAAUAGCUUCAGGAAGCAGUUAUAUCAAUUCCAAUGCGUAAACGAAAAUGUUAACGCAUGAGGCCAAACGGAAGGCAGAGUCGUCACGUAAAUGAUCGCGCAUUGGUUGUUACGCGUCACCGGCACCGGCAGCGAUGCAAGAGAUAUGCAACACCGCGCUGCCGCUGGACAGUAACCCGCUCAUGCGCAAGAUAAAAUGCGAAGAGUUCCCCGCCAUCAGAGGGAAGCAGCCCGUCAGAGGCAUGGGGGUACGCGAUGAGAUGGAGGAGGAGUUCGCCGUAAAGAGCAGGAGUACGCCGCCCAUGGGGCCCGCACCUGAUCGCAUGGAGCAUGGCGGCAACGGCUUCUGGCUGGCCGCCGUCACCGCAGCCGGCGCGCCGCACCCCAUGCUCGAGACCUGCACCGAGACCGGCUUCAUCAACAGCCAGCCGUCCAUGGCCGAGUUCAUGACUGCUCUGCCGCAGCUCGGCGGCGGCGAGCUGAGCCCGCAACACACGCCGCCCGGCUACGCGCCCGACCUUCCCUCCCCCGGCGGCGGCCUCAACGUUCCCGAAUACCCUUGGAUGAAAGAGAAAAAAACCACGAGAAAAAACAGCCAGCAAGAGAAUGGUCUGCCGCGAAGAUUGCGAACAGCCUACACAAACACGCAACUUCUGGAGUUGGAGAAGGAGUUCCACUUCAACAAGUAUUUGUGUCGCCCAAGACGAAUCGAGAUCGCGGCCUCCUUAGACCUCACCGAAAGACAGGUAAAGGUUUGGUUCCAAAACCGACGCAUGAAACAUAAGCGACAAACACUAACUAAAAGCGAAGAUGGCGACGACAAAGACUCGACCACAUCCGAAGGUGGCAAGAGCUCCAAAAUGGGACUGGAUAAAUUCCUAGAUGACGACGGACCCCUGUCGGGGAAGAAGAGCUGUCAGGGGUGCGAACUGCCGCCUGGAGCGCUAUGCUCGCCUGCAGAGGAUCUGCCGGAACUGGCCUCUCGCACGCGCAACAACAACACGCCCAGCGCUACCAAUAACAACAGUUUUGCAAGUGACGGUGCUUCUAGCGUCGCUUCCUCCUCCUCGCUCGAUAAGCUAGCUGAGGAUGACUCACGUGACGCUCAGCCGCCAGGUGCAUCCGCCGUCGCACCUCCCCGAAGCCUAGCCAAGAGAAUCAAACAAGAAUCAAGGAAACGCUCACCGUCACUAGACGCUACGGUGUGCAAAAUAUCUCCGUCGUCUUCAAAGGACGGCCUCGGCUCAGUUGGACUACCAGAUGGCGCUAAAUACUCAUCAGUCAGCCUCACGCCUUCCUCGACCCCGGGCACACCGUCUAGCAUGCACCAGAGUCCUCUCGGCCACUACCCGAGGCCGUCGCCCCCGAACGCGCCUCCCGGUCCACCUCAUCCUCAAGCAGUACCCAACGCCAUGCCAUCAUACGUCAUAAGAGGUAACGCACCACCGGGACAAUUCGUGCCUCACCCCGACUUCCGCAUGGAUUCAAAACAAUUUGUAGGGAAAAUAAGCCAGUAUCCUCAGAGUAAUAGAAACUACGACAAUUACGGAGCAGCGGUCCAUGCCGAGCAGCACGCGUACACACGGAACCAGCAACACGCUAGACAGGAGAGUUCCUCAUCAGGAAGACCCGUUAACGGUAUCGCGUCCCGGCAAGCGUACCCUCACGAAAUGUAUCAAAACUAUGGAUACCCAGCGGCGUACGGAAAGGACCAAGUCGGAUACGGACACCCGGGAUACGACCAGGCCCAAGGCUACCCAGCGGAGGCCAUGGCUUAUGCUAAUAGCCAUUAUGGGUACCAUUACCACGAGGGCUCACAACACGAGCACGCGCACGGUUAUUAUGGAAGUGAGGCACAAAAGAAUUCACAUGGAAAUGAGUACGCCAAAGGUGGGUACUACGAGGCAAGCGGUGUGUAUGCUGGGCAGCAACCAUCAGCAGCUAGCGGAGCCGGGGCUCAGUUUACCGCAGGCGGUGCGGGUAGUGCGGGCGGCGAAGGGUACGCAGGGGAGUGCGCUGAGGGCUACGGCUCCUUCCAGCAGUUCUAUGAGGCCACGCACGCGGCGCCCGCCGGCGCCGGCGACAACUCCAACUCAUCCUCAGACUUCCAUUUCCUGAGCAACCUCGCCAACGACUUUGCCCCGGAAUACUAUACUAUAUGAGACAAGGACUUCGCCGAGCAGGCGAGUGAUCUGUUCGUGUAACCACACAUAGUGCCCUAAUAUGGCUAUGGGCCUUUCCGAUGGGGCGCCAAUCGUUGCCUCUUAUCCAUACGCCUCAAGUAUGUACACGAGGUAAUUACAGUAAUCGCCCCAGCUCUCGCUGCGUGACCUACAGCGAACGGCAAUUAUUAUAAUGUACAAUAAAAGGCUUAUAAUUAAGGGAUAUGGUGUCUACAUACAUAGACCAACGUGUAGAUUCGCCUAAGGCAGUGGUUAAUAUUUAAGGCUUAAGGUAACGUUAAUGUAAUAAAGUGUACAUACCUAGUGAACUACUUAUUUUAGGAGUUUCAAUACCUUGUAAUACUUAUUUUUAACGUAUAAUAUUGCGUAAUUAGGUGCUGAUAUCAGUCGAUAUUUGUGAUUAAAAUAAUCUUGGUAGAUAAUUGAUCACCGCAAAACGUAUUUAAGUGUUAAGCUGGAGUUAACUUUGUACGCUAAAGCGCGCUGCACACUUGUGGAAAUCUUAGGAAAACUAAACAAUACCUACAAUACAACGCCCACUGAUCACUGCUGAGGGUCGUAGUAUCGACGGAAACUUUAUACCUACUCGUAAUAGGCUUCUCUAUUUUUUGCAGCUUUCAGCUCGACGGAGAGCGUGUGACAUGAACUCUAAUUCGUAGACACAUGGGCGUAUAGGACUGGGUCCUAUUGGUGUACCAUUCACCGAGCCGUUUGUUAUCAUAGCUUUUCUAGAUUGUCUACUGACAACCUAGAAAACUUUGGAACCCCUCAGUCCUUUCUCAAAGUGAGUGAUUGCGUGGCAAAUGAGUUGAGGCUCAGCGUGAGAUGGGACUCGCGAAGGAUUCAAAACAUAUCGCCUUCUAAAGUAAUACAAACGUAACGGCGUUAACACUGAGUUAAAAACCUAAAUACCUAUAAUAGCGCGAAAUUUCAUGUGGCGUCACUACAAAUGUGCAGCGUGCGCAAUUAAUAAUAUUUAUAAUAUAUGCAUUAUUAAAUUAUUUGUGAUGUAUAAAUACGCUAGGAAUUAUGUUUUCGAGAAAUACCUACAUUUAGUUCUACAUUAAAAUGUGCCAGAUCAUUUCCCGGUUAGUACCUCUCAGCAUUAGAUAUCUGCAGCUUUCCUACUACUGUAAACAUUGCAUGGCUCAUAAAUGAAAUUGAUAUCAAUGUACAGUUGUCAUUUACGAUAUAAUUAAGUAAAUAUAUCUUGUAUCCAACACAACACGUGUUCAUGAUAAGAAACAGUUAUUUAAAUUUGAUUUUACAUUACUAUUAUUAGAAAAUUGUUUACAAUUCUAAGGAAUAGUCGUUGCCUUAUUUAGGUAAUAUUGUUUUGUGGGUAUAAGACAUUGUAGAUACGUAUAAGAUAGUUUACAGUAAGUCAUUAUAUUGUAGAUAUCAGCGCUAUCAUUUUGGCCUAUUAAAAAAAUAAAUAAUUUGGUGUCACAACGUU
This is a messenger RNA of Cydia pomonella (codling moth), 5309 nucleotides long. It is a transcript of the gene pb, whose product is annotated as homeotic protein proboscipedia. Gene Ontology annotation, biological process: regulation of DNA-templated transcription. The coding region runs from base 1805 to 3832 and encodes 675 amino acids. The record is from RefSeq and is a predicted model, not a curated record. Gene Ontology annotation, molecular function: DNA binding; DNA-binding transcription factor activity, RNA polymerase II-specific. NCBI's taxonomy places the organism in Eukaryota, Metazoa, Arthropoda, Insecta, Lepidoptera, Tortricidae. The transcript has 4 exons.